AUGUGGGCGGAGGUGAUCAAGAAAGAGAACGCCACAAUCGGUGUGCCCCACCGGUUCUUCCUCAACCCCAACAAGUUGGUAUUCAUCGCUAGGAAGCCUACGGAGGUUGAUCCGAGGACGUACGAGGCGGACUCUUUGUCGACAGGGCAUCAAGGCUCCCUUGAGUCGCCUUCGCGCAUCAGACUGGCAGAGGAGGGCGAUAAGAGCGACGAAGCCACCCUUGACGCGAGUAGUGCUAAACUAUGGAAAACGGAAUCCCAGCGAUGGGGCAGCUUUUACGCUAAGAAGAGACCACCGGGGGUGGAUCCCUUUAGCUCGCAGAGAAGCUGCUGGAGGAAACCACGUUCGAAAUGCGACGUCACAGAAUAUGGAGACAGGUACUGCGAGAUGACGGGGGUCAGCCCCUACGCUAAGAAGAACUUGGACUCUGCGACCAAACCCUGAAAAAAUCUGCCGUGUGAGUAGUAGGCUGGCGGGUGCGUAAGUUUCCUCGAUUUGCGCGGGGGCCAAUCGAACAGCACGGCACUUCAAGGCCGCGAGGGAAAGUAUACCGGACCACCACUGUAAAACAUUGCAACAUUACACUGUGAUGAUGCACGCCUUCUUUUCGGGGCAAUGUUCGAUAUUCUCUUGGUACGGCUACAAGAUAAGCAUGGUGCCAGAUGGCCUACACGUACCUAGCUGUGCAGUCAUGGCCCCCGGGAAACGGCCGAUGGGCACAAGAGUAGUGUCGAGUUUGAAUGAACAAGAUUCAUGUGGGGCACGAAAGGGGCGAUUCACUUGGCGCAGGGGGCGAGCAGUUUGUGUCACGAACGAAAUACGGGGAACAUUGAACAGGGAAUCGU
Molecule: messenger RNA, 845 nt
Organism: Ectocarpus sp. CCAP 1310/34
Lineage: Eukaryota; Phaeophyceae; Ectocarpales; Ectocarpaceae
Source: the annotation of a GenBank genome assembly